This is a messenger RNA of Penicillium coprophilum, 414 nucleotides long. Its product is annotated as actin-binding ADF family protein. Gene Ontology annotation, cellular component: cytoplasm; actin cytoskeleton; actin cortical patch. Lineage: Eukaryota; Fungi; Ascomycota; Eurotiomycetes; Eurotiales; Aspergillaceae. Bases 1 to 414 code for a protein of 137 amino acids. Gene Ontology annotation, biological process: cell motility; actin filament severing; actin filament depolymerization. The transcript is spliced from 3 exons. The record is from RefSeq and is a predicted model, not a curated record. Gene Ontology annotation, molecular function: actin filament binding.
AUGAAAUUCGCAACCAUCACCCCCGAAUGUGAGGAAGUAUUCGACGAGGUUAAAGGAACAGACAACCUCACCUACGUUCUUUAUGCAGCUUCCGCACACGACAAGAAGAUCACCGUUGCGGAGUCCGGCAAAUACAAGGAUUACGAUGAGUUUCUCUCUCACUUCAAGCAUGACACUCCCCGAUACGCCGUCGUAGACUUCGCCUAUGACUCUCCUGCUGGGGAUGGCCAGAGAAGCAAGCUAGUCUUUAUCACCUGGGUACCCGAGGCUGCCAGCAUUCAUGACAAAUCUUAUUACACAUCAAACAAAGAUCACCUCUUCUACGCCCUCCAGGAUAUCAGUCUUCAUGUCCUGGCACAUUCUCAGGCCGAUUUGGCUCAUGCUGCAGUCCUGGGAAAAUUCAAGGCUCUUUAA